CGACCGUAUGAACCACCACGAUGGCUUGGCUUCUAAAUUUAAACCCCAUUGUCCGCGUCCACCUGUAGCCUCGUUUCUUCUUCUCUUCUUCUCCGUUUCCUCUACUCAGCCAGAAGCUAGGAUCGCUCUAGAGCUAGAAGACGCUUCUUCCAAGUCCCAAUCACGUUGUGAUUUGCAAUAUGGGACGGAGCUGAUUCUACACUCCCAUUGCUGUUUAUCACAUGAAUAGCAGGACAUUUCAACAAUGCUAUGAUAUAAUUUUUUACUGGUUAAUUGAUACCAUGUAAUUUGAAAUUGAUUGUUGUUUAAGAU
Molecule: messenger RNA, 312 nt
Organism: Geodia barretti
Lineage: Eukaryota; Metazoa; Porifera; Demospongiae; Tetractinellida; Geodiidae
Source: the annotation of a GenBank genome assembly